Vicugna pacos (alpaca) is the source of this 573-nucleotide messenger RNA. The record is from RefSeq and is a predicted model, not a curated record. Lineage: Eukaryota; Metazoa; Chordata; Mammalia; Artiodactyla; Camelidae.
GCUAUGGCAUGAAUUAACAAGAACUCAUUGGCUCUUUCUGCUUUUCAGUUUGAUGAGAAAUUUAUAGAAACUCCAGAAGACUUGGAUAAGUUAAGAAAUGAUGGGAGUCUGAUGUUCCAGCAAGUGCCAAUGGUUGAAAUCGAUGGGAUGAAGCUGGUGCAGACCAGAGCCAUUCUCAACUGCAUCGCCACCAAAUACAACCUCUAUGGGAAAGACAUAAAGGAGAGAGCCCUGAUUGAUAUGUAUGCAGAAGGUGUGUUCGAUUUGGGUGAAAUGAUCAUGCUUUUGCCAUUGUGCCCACCUGGGGAAAAAGAUGCCAAGAUAAUGGAGGUCAAAGAGAAAAUAAAAAACCGUUAUCUUCCUGCGUUUGAAAAAGUGUUGAAGAGCCACGGACAGGACUACCUUGUGGGCAACCGGCUGAGCAGGGCUGACGUGCACCUGGUUGAGCUGCUCUACUACGUGGAAGAGGUGGACCCCAGCCUUCUGGCCAGCUUCCCGCUGCUGAAGGCCCUGAAAAGCAGAGUCAGCAGCCUCCCUACCGUGAAGAAGUUUCUGCAGCCUGGCAGCCAGAGG